Alternaria burnsii is the source of this 1974-nucleotide messenger RNA. RefSeq lists its product as uncharacterized. The record is from RefSeq and is a predicted model, not a curated record. Gene Ontology annotation, molecular function: monooxygenase activity; FAD binding. Bases 1 to 1974 code for a protein of 657 amino acids. NCBI's taxonomy places the organism in Eukaryota, Fungi, Ascomycota, Dothideomycetes, Pleosporales, Pleosporaceae. Gene Ontology annotation, biological process: secondary metabolite biosynthetic process. The transcript has 7 exons.
AUGGACGCUUUCGAAAAGAAGACUUGCAAGACCGCCCGGGGAUACGUCUACACCUACUACACGUUUGAAGGCGUCAGAUCUCUUCCGACUCUGUUGUUUCAGCAUGACUGGCCCGAUCAUGCAGAGAUGUGGAAGGGUAUCGCGGAACGUCUCGUUGAUACCAGAACUCCCAUCGUCAUACUGGAUAUGCUCUGCUAUGAUGGUACCGAUGAGCCGACUGAUCCAGCCGAGUACAGGUGGGACGCAAUGACAAAGGAUCUCAUCGACAUCAUCGACACCGAACAGGUCGACAAAGUGAUCUCAUCCGCUAUGACUAGGGGAAACUGUUUGCCGAUCCAGAUGCUGAGCCAUCUCGUUUAUCACAUCAUCUUCAUGACUUUGAAGCUCACAAAUUUGCGGAACAGCGGACACUUCGUACAACGAUUCGCCGCACGGAGAACUUAUAGCAUACCCUACAGAAGCGAUCUGCACGACAAUCAUUCGAGCGACUGGAAGAUCUCCGCCACGGACGAAAAGUUGAACUGCAAUGACGGAUACGGCACUGGUAGCAUCCGGCAGCGUUUGCUCGCGUCCGUGUUAGCAUCUAUUCAACAUGUUCGAUAUAAUUCAAAUAAGGAAGACAUCCCUAGAUCCAUCAAAAAACAUAAUUCGUUCAACAGACAAGAAUCCGUCCUCGCAGCCCUGCUUAAGCGCAUUUCCAUACUGGUGAUUGGUGCAGGCAUCGCAGGCCUGACUUUUGCCAUUGAGUCCUACUGGAAGGGCCACACUGUCCGCAUUGUCGAGCGUCGUUUGUCUCAGGAGAGCGCAGGAUUCAUGGAGCGCGCCAGAAAGAGAGCAAUUCCUCCAACGCUUACAAUGAAGAAGUUCAACGGUGAUGUCGUAGGAAGCUUCAACCUCGGUGACGAGAAGAACCCAUCCAUGGCCAUCUACCGAUCGGAGCUACACAAAGUGCUUCAUGAAUAUGCUUUACUUCUCGGAAUCCCGAUCGAAUUUUCGACAAAUGCUGUGGAUUAUUUCGAGACUGAAGACCAUGGCGGAGUAGAACUAGCGGACGGAUGCAAGCUAACCGCAGAUAUCGUGGUGGCUGCGGAUGGAGUUGGCUCGAAAUCAUGGCACCUUGUGGGCGAGAAAACUGCCCCAAUAAGCUCUGGAUUCAUCUUGUACAGGGUCACCUUCCCUGCUGCACCUGCAAUGGAGAAUCCAAUUAUCAGAAAGGAGUUUGAGGGUGUUGGCGACCGUGGGAUCCUACAUGCUGGCCCGGGAGCACACAUGGUUACCUGCCUAUCAGGUGAUAAAAUGUGCUGGAUGCUGACUUGCAAGGAUGAUAGCGACAAAGGCGGAGAAAGCUGGUCUCAGUCGACUACGAUCGACAAAGCCCUGGAAGCGACUAGUGGCUGGGAGCCAUUUAUUACCGAAGUCAUCAAAGCUACGCCUGGUCAUACUGUUCUUGACUGGAAAUUGAUGUGGCGUGACCCCAAGCCGCGAUGGGUAUCGCCUAUCGGCCGGGUGGUUCAGAUAGGAGACUCUGCACACCCAUUUCUUUCAACUUCAGCUAGCGGUGGAACUAUGGCGAUGGAGGACGCAUUUUCUCUAGCUGCAUGCUUACAAAUCGCGGAAAAGAAAGAUGCAUGCCUCGCAACCAAGGUGCACAAUCAUCUAAGAUUCGAGCGGGUUUCAUCGGCCCAGAAGAUGGGUUUCAAGAACCGCGAGGUGUUCCAUAAUACAGACUGGGAUUACGUCGCAAAGAACCCAGAGGCCAUGGGCAAGAUGGUUGGGGACUGGGUCAUAUACCACGACCCAGAGCAGUAUGCCUACGACUCAUAUCAAAGUUGCGCAGACCAUUUAUUGAACGGCGCACCUUCCAAGCACGGGAAUUCUGUACCGGGAUAUGCAUACAAGCCCUGGACUGUCAAACAGCUUCUUGAAGCGUUUGAUGCAGGUAAGCCUAUCUUUGAUGAAGGGGUAUGGGAUUAG